AUCAAAGACACGAACUUUGGAAGAAAACAGUAUGGCGGAAGAAGAAAAUCAAGAUAUUCAGAGCCUACGACAAGACGACCAAUGGGAGGAAAGAACCCUCAACCUCCUCCACCACUCCAAGAUCGACCAACAUUUCGUGAGAGCUAAAAAAAGAACGAAAAGAAAGAAGCACAAGGUGCGAUGGAUGGUGGAGAAUCCAAUGGCGAUUCCUCAAGCGAUUCUUGAGCUUCAACACCCAUCCAUGAGAGAAUCUGCUCUCCGCUGCCUCAGCGAUUUUCUCAUCUGGGUUUUUCACUAUCUUUCUUUUUCUCAUCUGAGUUUUUCACAGUCUUUCUUUUUCUCUCUGGGUUUUUUCACAAUCUUCUUUUCUCAUAUGGGUUUCUCUAUUAUAUUCUCAUUUAUAAAUUUUUGUUCAGUUGGGUAUUUUCUUCUGAAUUGGUUAAUUAUGAUAGGCUAUAGAAUUAUUUUAAACUGUAUAUUUUUCCCGAUGCCUAUUGAAUAUAUGCUGGAUGGGUUCAGGCAUUUGUUUUAUGGUUGUUUUCCCUUUUCUUGUUGGCAGAAAAGAGAAGAAGACCAUGAAAAUUAUGACCGGACAUCGUUCUUCUUGUUUAAUUCUUGCAGCAAUAAAAUGGGUUGUUCUUGUUUGUUUUACCUUUUGGUUUCCCCCUCCACCAUUUCUUUUCUAUUUUCAGUUCCUGGUUUUCCUUAUUUGUCGGUUUCUUUGAAACAGGAAGUUUUAGCCUUUUCCCAAUUGUCGGUAGAUGGAAGUCCGAUUGUGAGAGUCUCUAAGCGUGUUGUGAAUGUUCUCACCCUAUUUCAGUGUAUUGCGUCAAGCAAACAAACGAGAUAUAAGUUUGUGAAGUCUUUUACCCCCAAUUUUGUGGUACCAUUGAUACGGUUUGAAAUCCCCUUCGAUAUUUACGAAGAUGUUCGGGCUGUGGCCCUCUCUGUGAUUGGCAUUCUAUGCCAGGCUAGAGAAUCCGAGGUCAUUCAAAGGGCUCUCGGCAGCAACAUGGUAGAAAUCUGUCGGAUCAGCAUGGAGAUUGGAAGUGAGCUCUCUAAAGUGUUUGUGGUAACAUGUUUGCUGAUUGGAAUGCACAUUCUGGAAGCAAUUUUGCAAGAUGACUCAGGGAUUUCUUAUACUUGCAGUCCAACUUGGGACCUGCUACUGAAAAAUUUGAUGAGGACAUGGGAGCAUCUGGUUACUUGUUUGGCUUUGGACCAAGAUUUCUCUCCCCGCCUCCUAUUUCAUAUUCUUCGUUGCUACGUACUGCUCUGCACUCAUGCUCGAGGUUUCAGUACGGUAAGGGAGAAUCUACCAGAUAGCUUAACUGAUGGUUCUUUUGUUGAUCUCACGAAGGUAUCUUCCAUCAAAGUUUUCGUCUUUCUUCGCCUGCUCUAUUAUCAACAUAACUCCAUCUAUGAAAAGGAAAGUGGCUUACCUGUUCUAUCUAUUUUCUGCAUCACUUCGUUGGCACUUUACAGGAGUUCCCUCUGAUUGCGAGUUUGCUCCAACAACUACUCCUGAGUCUUGGUAAAGUUGACUACUGCUCUCCGAGUUUCCUACCAGAUGACUUGCAACUCUAAUAGCCAAAACUUCUGCUUUUGAGGGAUAAAACAAGAAAGGUGGAGUUGUUCCCUCUACAUACUUGUUGGAAGUUCUUGGCACUGUCAAUAGUAAUCACAGAAACAAGAAAGCAAAUUCUUUGGGAUGCAAAAAGAAUCAUACUGUAGGGAUUUUGUGUAGAGUGAAUUUUCUUCUGUAAAUCAUAGAGUAGCUUUGAAGUUCACCUCCGAAACUGUGAAUGUAUUUUGUAGUUCAUUUCUGAAGUAAUAAGAGAUUUCUGAAGUUCCUUGUGAAAAUGGCAAUCUUAAAAUUGUGAAGGGCAUGCUGAUGCUAGAAAGGCAAUUAGCCCAUGGGGAAGAUUAGCCAUUGCCAAACAAUGUUGGGAACAUUAUUUUUGUUGGCAAUUCGUUUUGUUCCACUUUUCUUGCAUAGAACUUUAGUAGUAUGACCAGCAUACACUCUAUAGUUAGUGGAGAAACAGAAAACAAAAAUAGGCUUAGGAAUCUGUUUAGGGAAAAAUGAUGGGUACAGGUUUUUCUUGUAUCAG
Rhododendron vialii is the source of this 2114-nucleotide messenger RNA. RefSeq lists its product as uncharacterized. Bases 32 to 1498 code for a protein of 488 amino acids. Lineage: Eukaryota; Viridiplantae; Streptophyta; Magnoliopsida; Ericales; Ericaceae. Gene Ontology annotation, biological process: mRNA catabolic process; negative regulation of translation. The transcript has 10 exons. Gene Ontology annotation, cellular component: CCR4-NOT core complex; CCR4-NOT complex; P-body. The record is from RefSeq and is a predicted model, not a curated record.